Molecule: messenger RNA, 1836 nt
Organism: Kwoniella botswanensis
Lineage: Eukaryota; Fungi; Basidiomycota; Tremellomycetes; Tremellales; Cryptococcaceae
Exons: 9
Coding region: 1-1836 (611 amino acids)
Molecular function (GO): monooxygenase activity; oxidoreductase activity, acting on paired donors, with incorporation or reduction of molecular oxygen; iron ion binding
Source: RefSeq, a predicted model, not a curated record
AUGCAAGUGGUUGAUCUCCUUGGCAGUCCAAGACUACCAACGAUACUUGAAACACUCUCGCUAUGUCUACUUUUACUCCUCCUUUACCUCCUUGAUACGUUCCUCUUGAAGCCUUUGACAUCACCUUUACGGCACUUGGCUGGUCCACCUGGGGGAUAUGGUAUUAAUGGACAUAGUGUUCAAAUCAUGGAUCUACAUGGGUCCACGGUCCACGAUUGGAUAUCCACCUACGGCUCAACAUUCCUCGUGAGAGGUCCCUUCGGCGUCCAUCAUAGGAUAUUCACCUUGGAUCCCAGAGCACUAUCUCACGUACUCAACAAUACUCAAAUCUACUUCAAAUCGCCUCUGCUAAGGAACCUAGUCAGGAGGUAUAUGAAAGAAGGUUUGAUAGUUGCUGAAGGUGAACGACACAAGUUACAGCGGAAAGUUGCUCAGAGGUUGUUCAGUAGAAAUGGAUUGAAGGGGAUGAGUGAGGUAGUGGAGGAGAAAGCGACUCAGCUACGAGAUAUAAUCCACGAACUUUUGACUAACCCCCAAUCUACCACACCUUACUCCCCUCACCGCAGUAAUCUACCACCCGGAUCCAGAGAGAUAGAUAUCUACGCAUCAGCAUCGAGAUGUACAUUCGAUAUCAUCGGUCAAGUAGGUAUCGAUCAUGCAUUCGACUCAACAGGUAAUUGGGAAGGUGAAGGAGGAGAACUGUUCGACAAGUACGAGAGGAUGCAAUACCCUGCAAAUGGGCUGAAAUUCAUCAUGGGAUUGAUUUGGCCUUGGUUUGAGAAGGUUUUACCCAGUGAAAAUGCAAAAUUGGUAGCGAAAGCGAUGGAUCCUCUGGAAGAUCUUUCUAAGAAGAUAAUGAACGAGAGGCAAAGAGAGAUCGACGAGGGUAAAAGGGAGCUGCCAAGUGAUAAUAGAGAUCUAUUGACAUUAAUGUUACGAUCCAACAUGGCCAAAGGACUGAAACCCGACCAGAAAUUGAGAGAUCACGAAAUCACCGGUCAAUUGUCUACAUUCAUGUUUGCGGGAUCGGACACCACAGCAGGAACAAUCGCCAUGGGAUUAUAUCAACUUGCCAAACAUCCCUAUGUCCAAGAAACUCUACGUACUGAAAUAUCAUGCUAUGGAGAUAAUUUACCUUAUGAGCAGAUUGACGAAUUGCCAUACUUGGAUGCGGUGGUGAAAGAGGUAUUGAGGAUUAACCCUUCUUUACCCGGUACAGUUAGACAAGCUCAGCAGGACGAUGUCAUCCCUUUAUCUCAACCUAUCAAGUUGACCAAUGGGAAAAUUGUCAGUGAGCUGAAAAUUAGAAAAGGUCAAUUGCUUCAUAUCCCUAUCGAGCACUUGCACACCUCCAAGGGAAUAUGGGUUUCCAACGCGGAUACGUUCGAUCCAUCUAGAUUUCUGGGAAGUGAACAUCUUGAACCUUCCAAAACUCCUUUAACGGCAUCCUUCCCCUCAGCUUCUACCUCUUGGCCAACAGGUCCAACGGGUGAUCAACCUGGUUCUGUACCGCGCAAAACGUCUAUACCAUCUAACGUACCUUCUGGACCUGGCGUCUGGCCAAAUUUCAUGACUUUUAUCGAUGGACCAAGAAGAUGUAUAGGAUAUAAACUCGCUUUGAUGGAAAUUAAAAUAAUGUUUUUCAGGUUGAUCAAAGAUUUCCAGGUUUUAUUGAAAGAGGAUCAAAGAGUUUGGAGAUGGAAUAUGAUGAGCACUAGACCUUAUGUAGAAGGUACUUUGUAUGCUAAGGGAUCGAGUCUACCCAUCAUCAUCAAACAUCUUAAAACCGAAGAUGAAACGAGGAGAGAUUUAUCGAAUUCGAAAGAAGUGGAAUGA